Molecule: messenger RNA, 1155 nt
Organism: Bombina bombina (fire-bellied toad)
Lineage: Eukaryota; Metazoa; Chordata; Amphibia; Anura; Bombinatoridae
Product: pepsin A-like
Exons: 9
Coding region: 1-1155 (384 amino acids)
Biological process (GO): proteolysis
Molecular function (GO): aspartic-type endopeptidase activity
Source: RefSeq, a predicted model, not a curated record
AUGAAGAUUCUUCUGCUUCUGGGCCUGGUGGUCCUAUCAGAAUGUUUGGUGAAGGUCCCUCUCAGGAAGGGGGAAUCUCUCCGUAACCGUCUGAGGAGACUUGGAGUGCUGAAUGAUUACCUAAAGGAUCAUCCUUACAACCCUGCAACAAAAUACUUCACAAAUUUGGCCCAGGCCUCCGGAGAACCUCUUCAGAACUACAUGGAUAUUGAAUAUUUUGGAACCAUAUCCAUUGGAACACCACCUCAGUCAUUCACCGUUAUCUUUGACACUGGAUCUUCCAACCUUUGGGUUCCAUCUGUGUACUGCUCCAGCCAAGCAUGCACCAACCACCACAUGUUUAAUCCCCAGCAGUCAUCCACCUUCCAGGCAACUAACACCCCAGUGUCUAUUCAGUACGGAACUGGGAGCAUGACUGGAUUCCUAGGAUACGACACAGUAACAGUGGGGAACAUCCAAGUCACUAACCAGAUUUUCGGUCUGAGUCAAUCUGAGCCUGGUUCCUUCCUCUAUUACUCUCCAUUCGAUGGUAUCCUGGGUCUGGCUUUCCCUAGCUUGGCAUCUUCUCAGGCCACACCAGUCUUUGACAACAUGUGGAGCCAGGGUCUUAUCCCUCAGGAUCUAUUCUCUGUCUAUCUCAGCUCCCAAGGACAGAGUGGUAGCUUUGUUCUUUUUGGUGGUGUGGACACUUCUUACUACAGUGGUAGCUUAAACUGGAUUCCUUUGACUGCUGAGACCUACUGGCAGAUCACUGUGGACAGCAUAUCUAUAAAUGGACAGGCUAUUGCCUGCAGCGGAUCUUGCCAAGCCAUUGUUGACACCGGAACCUCUCUACUUGCUGGACCUUCUACACCCAUUGCUAACAUUCAAUACUACAUUGGUGCAAGUCAGGACUCCAAUGGACAGUAUGUGAUCAACUGUAACAACAUUAGCAACAUGCCAACAAUCGUCUUCACCAUCAAUGGUGUCCAGUUCCCACUGUCAGCUAGUGCCUACGUACGCCAGAACCAACAGGGUUGUACCAGUGGAUUCCAGGCCAUGAACCUCCCAACCAACUCUGGAGAUUUGUGGAUCCUGGGAGACGUAUUUAUCCGUGAAUACUAUGUGGUCUUCGACAGAGCCAAUAACUAUGUUGGAAUAGCGCCUCUUUCCUAA